UGAACAGAAGAAAAUAUAGAUAUUUUGGGUUCUGCUGUUGUGUACGUUAUUAAAACCAAUCCAUUUCUUUCUCUCUCUUUUCUAUUCGCUCAAAUGGCUGUCAACCUUGGAAACCUGGCGCUGUUACUGGACCUGGCUUCGCCGCGGGGCGCGAUUCUAGAGAGGAAGACUCGUCCCGUUGGAUCCGACAUCGUUUUGAGCUCGGCACCCUCCAAGAGGGACUCCCCCCCCUCCUGCUGCUAUGCGCCCGAGGGAGACGCGCGGAAUCGCCUGGUGAUGGUGCGUGGAAAGUCCAACUCGGAGAAGAACGGCGUGGAGUUUGACAGCGACGAGGAGGAGGAGGAGGAAGGUGGGAUGGAGGACUGGGAGACGGAAAUGCGGCGGAGAGUGAGGGAGUUCGAGGCGAGGAGGGAGCUGGAGACGAAGGCGGAGGAGUUACAGAGCAGCGUUGAUGAAGGCAGGGAAGAAACUGAGGAGGAGAAAAGGAUGAGAGUCAGAAAAGAACUCGAAAAGGUGGCUAAGGAACAGGCAGAAAGGAGGGCCACUGCACAGCUGAUGUUUGAUUUGGGCCAGAAGGCUUAUGGAAAGGGCUCCUAUGGACGUGCCAUUGAGUUUCUUGAAGCUGCACUCACUAUCAUACCAAGACCUACAUUAUUUGGUGGUGAGAUUCAAAUAUGGCUGGCUAUGGCCUAUGAGGCCCAUAACCGCCAUAAAGAUUGCAUUGCUCUAUACCGGCAAUUAGAAAAUACACACCCGAGUAUCAGCAUCCGACGCCAAGCCGCAGAGCUUCGGUAUAUUUUGCAAGCGCCAAAGCUCAAGAUAUCCCAGGAGGAGAUGGUGACUAUACCCUUGAUUGGCUCUAGUUAUGACAGCUAUGCGGCAACAUGGAGUGAUAAGCACAAGGACAAGGAUCGAAGAAUGAGUGGAUCAGUGACGAAUCAGCUUCCAUCAUCCAAGGAUUACCUUGCGGACUUUCUUGUAUGGAAACCUCCCGUUGGGUUAGGGAAAAGUCGAGCAUUCUGGGUUGGUUUAACGAUAUGGUUGGGAUUGGUUGGAACCGCCCUUUUUAUUCAAAGAUAAAGUACACUUAUAUAUAAAGUUCUCCAAGUGAUGUAUACAUUCUAAUUUGUUGCUAUAGCUUUUCUUUUUUAUAUAAUGUGAAGUCCAUGUUGUAAUAUUAGAGAAUGUAUGGAAUAGAUUUGUAAAAUUAUUGUAUGUAUAAAAUAGAUAAAUAUGCUAUUUUGUUAUA
Messenger RNA from Vigna umbellata (rice bean), 1249 nucleotides. RefSeq names its product Tetratricopeptide repeat (TPR)-like superfamily protein. The record is from RefSeq and is a predicted model, not a curated record. Gene Ontology annotation, molecular function: protein binding. Gene Ontology annotation, cellular component: chloroplast thylakoid membrane. NCBI's taxonomy places the organism in Eukaryota, Viridiplantae, Streptophyta, Magnoliopsida, Fabales, Fabaceae.